GACCUAAGAAUGUUUAUCUCCGAAGACUUGACGACCUUAACGGAUGCCUCCGUUGGUGGAGCACUACCAGCUGAGGUCCAUGGAAGCGCCCCGCAAUGGAGACAUGGUCAGCCCGGUUCAUGUCGUCGAGCGAACGCACAGGCCUCCGCACCAUCACCACCAGCAGCAGCUCAUCCCCUACCUCAGGACGGCCCUCUACGAUUACGACGCCCAGGGAGAGGACGAGCUGUCGCUGCGCAAGGGCCAGAUCGUCGAGGUCCUCAGCGAAGAUGCCAAAAUUUCGGGUGACGAGGGAUGGUGGACGGGAAAAAUCGGAGACAAGGUGGGGAUUUUUCCGUCGAACUUCGUCGCCCAUCAGAACCCGUCGCAGUACUCGGAUCACGUGAACAGCAUUAUCGCGGACAUUGACCCCGUGAAGAUCGACUUCGGCGAACUCGAGCUCGAAGAAGUUAUCGGCGUCGGCGGUUUCGGCAAAGUGUACCGCGGAGUGUGGCGCGGGCGCGAGGUGGCCGUGAAGGCGGCUCGGCAGGACUCGGACGCCGACGCCUCGGCAACGCUCGACAACGUCGUCAAGGAGGCGAAACUCUUCUGCCUGCUGUCGCACCCAAACAUCGUCUCGCUCGAGGGCGUGUGUCUGCAGGAGCCGAACUUGUGCUUGGUGCUCGAGUAUUGCAGGGGAGGUUCGCUGAACAGGGUGCUCGCCGGCGGAAAGAUCAGGCCGGACGUGCUCGUCGAUUGGGCGGUGCAGAUCGCGAAGGGGAUGGACUAUUUGCAUUGCAGGGCGCCGAUCUCGCUGAUACACCGGGACCUGAAGAGCUCUAACGGUGAGUAA
Molecule: messenger RNA, 832 nt
Organism: Leptinotarsa decemlineata (Colorado potato beetle)
Lineage: Eukaryota; Metazoa; Arthropoda; Insecta; Coleoptera; Chrysomelidae
Product: mitogen-activated protein kinase kinase kinase 9
Source: RefSeq, a predicted model, not a curated record